AUCCAUUCGGAAGAAACUUUUGUUUGUGUUCUCAUGUAGACAGAAAUUACAACUUAACUUGUUAUGAACCAUGGAUAACAUGUAAUGGGAUGAUAUCAUAUCAUUAAGAUGAGCAAUUCUGAUAUGACGUGUACAUUAUGUUCAAAGAGAGACAUAUCUAAUGCUGCAAUCGUUUUGUGUGCCGUUUGUGAGGAAAGAUUUUGCCUGUCGUGUAAUGAAGUACACAAAUACUUAAAGACCAGCAGCAGCCACGAAGUCACAGCAUUAGAUGUGUAUACACAUUUACCAACAUUUAUUUCGUCUUUGAAGCAGACAUGUGACAGUCAUGAGGAACAUUUCAAGUUGUAUUGUCCUACUCACAGGGAGCCAUGUUGUUACAAGUGUACAACAACAAAGCACAAGACAUGUCAUGGAUUCCAAACGCUUGACAGUUUAAUUGAACACUCCGCAACACAGUUUCUAGAUUUAGAAUGUACGAUUGAUGAAUUAAGCAUUAACAUUGAAAAAGUCUUCAACAAUCGAAAAGGAGCAUUGAAAACUUUAGAUGAUAAAAUUUUGAAUAUAGCAACGAACAUUAAGACGACAGCAGAGAAAAUAAGAGAAAAACUUGACAGCAACGAAAAGAGUAUCCUCCAUCAACUGUCGGUUGUUCAUUCAAGGUACAAGGCCAAUUUUGAAAAUAUGGUUGGUGAACUGCAGGCAAAAAAGGUGGAAAUAAAAUUGAUACAGAAAAAUAUUGAAGAAAUGAGAGAAUUCGCUUCAGACUAUCUAAUUUUUCUUGGUUCUCAUAAAAUCAAUUCAAAACUUGAAAAAGAAAGGAACAGUUUAUGCAGAUAUUUUGAAAAUGAUCACAAAUUACGACAGAAAAAUGUAUCUUUAAAAUUUACGCCAGGGCAAGUAUUAAAUCAGGACAGAUUUCUAGGAACGUUAGAAGUUGAGGAGGUCGAUUGUGAAAUUCCCUUUGCCAAAAAUGCGAGUUUGGAGACAGAGCUUCCGCUGGAUGUAUUUCAUGACAUUGAUUCCAUUCAAAUUCGAACAAAUUCGCAAUCUAAGAUAAAAGAAGGUUCUGCGACUAGAAAUCUAGCAGGUUGCACAUUCCUAGAAAAUGACCAAAUGUUGUUAACUGACUGGAGUGAGAACAAGGAGCUCUUAGUUUUUGAUGAACAUGGGAACAUCUUGAGAAAUAUCGUUCUGGAUAAAAGAGCAUUUGAUGUAGUUUACAUUGGUAAUGGCUGUAUUGCGAUGACAUUUCCAGACACGAAACAAGUUGCUGUUUUGAAUAUGAAAUCGAAACAGGAGAAAAUUCACGUUACGUUCGAAAAUCGAGUCUGGGGUAUCACAUAUUCCGAGAAUAAAUUAUUUGUUCGAGAAUAUUCCGUAGGGAUUCAUUGUCUAGAUCUAACCGGUACCAUUCACAAAACAAUACCGGUACAUGGUUAUAUCACUCAUAUAACUAGUCUAGGUAGAAAACUGUAUUACACGGAACACACUCCUGAUGUUGUACAUUGUUGUGAUUUUAACGGAACAGAAUUGUGGCAUUUGCCACUGGUUGGUCAUGGAGCACCAAAAGGAAUCGCAGUUGGAAAAUAUGGUUUUCUAUUCGUUGUUUUAGAAAAUGAAAGAAAACUUUUAGUUGUUUCACCAGACGGAACACAUCAUAGGGAACUAUUGAAUGAAGAAAACGGCCUACACGAACCACAUGCAAUCAACUAUGACAUGAAAAGAAACAAGUUACUCUUAGUAAAAGACAAAACUAGGAUGGCAGAGAUAUAUGAUGUCUUGUAUUGAUUUCAACAAAUUUUCAUUCUAAGGGGUCUUUCCUGAUAAUAUAUUGAAAUGUCAAUAACGAUAAGGACGAAAAAGGAUCAAAUUAAUAAAUUCAUGACUUGAUAUACGUACACUAAACCAGAGCAGACUGUCUUAUGAUUUAGUAAUCAUUGUUGAUUAUUAUUGUUUAAAAUUGAUUAUAAUGAUAAACUCAUCAUAGAUACCAA
Molecule: messenger RNA, 1994 nt
Organism: Mytilus californianus (California mussel)
Lineage: Eukaryota; Metazoa; Mollusca; Bivalvia; Mytilida; Mytilidae
Exons: 2
Coding region: 109-1788 (559 amino acids)
Molecular function (GO): zinc ion binding
Source: RefSeq, a predicted model, not a curated record